UUGGAUGAUGAAGGCACCUCCUUCAAUAGAAGGGGAGCUUGGGGCGUGACAGCUGACCGAGAUCAGUCGCGCUCCGGACGUCGUACCGGCAGCAUCUCCAGCAUGGCGUACGAGGACACCUGCGGCGGAGACAUCACGCAGGUCAACCACACGCAGUACACAUGCACCGUCAACCCUCGGAACAUUAAGAUACAACCGACCUCACCCGCACCCAGCCCCGAGUACUACCGACCGGAGACACCAGACGUUAAACCUAUUAUAGAUGAUGAAAAACGGAAUCUAGCCUUCUCAAUCAAUAACAUACUACGGCCAGAAUUCGGUGUGAACGCUUUAAGGAACUCCAAGAAGAUAGAAGGACCAAAACCAUUGGGACCGAACCACAGCAUCCUAUACAAGCCGUACGACAUAAAUAAAGAUAUAACCAAAUACGGUUACGAUUAUGUUAAGACGAAAGAAGAUUUUAACUUACCGCCGCUUGGAGGGUUGAAACAGACCGUAUCUAACAUCGGAGAGAGAGAAAAAGAUAAGGAUACGAAGGUUCUAGAACAGAAAAGACCAGAUUCUGCCAGUUCGAUAGUAUCAUCAACUUCAAGUGGAGCCAUCUCCUGCGGCAGUACAGAUAACUCACAAAGUUCACAACUAUGGCCAGCUUGGGUCUAUUGUACGAGAUACAGUGACAGACCUAGUUCAGGUCCUAGGAGUAGACGCGUGAAGAAGAAGGCCAGCCCUGAGGAGAAAAGACCAAGAACUGCUUUUAGUGCUUCUCAAUUGACGAGAUUAAAGCACGAGUUCGCCGAGAACCGCUACCUGACUGAGAGGAGGAGGCAGGCCCUGGCUGCGGAGCUGGGCCUGGCUGAGGCGCAGAUCAAGAUCUGGUUCCAGAACAAGCGGGCCAAGAUCAAGAAGGCCUCGGGCCAGAGGAACCCGCUGGCGCUGCAACUCAUGGCGCAGGGGUUGUACAACCACGCGACGGUCACUGAGAGCGAGGAUGAAGAAAUUAGCGUUACAUAA
Molecule: messenger RNA, 1011 nt
Organism: Danaus chrysippus (African queen)
Lineage: Eukaryota; Metazoa; Arthropoda; Insecta; Lepidoptera; Nymphalidae
Source: the annotation of a GenBank genome assembly